Molecule: messenger RNA, 1125 nt
Organism: Salvelinus namaycush (lake trout)
Lineage: Eukaryota; Metazoa; Chordata; Actinopteri; Salmoniformes; Salmonidae
Product: complement C1q-like protein 2
Exons: 4
Coding region: 32-601 (189 amino acids)
Molecular function (GO): protein binding
Source: RefSeq, a predicted model, not a curated record
AGCAUGCUGCCCAUCUGACACUUGCUCUCUGAUGAAAGAACUGACAUCUAUAGGAGAGAAACUAGGAGCCAUGGGGGAGAAACUGGGAACUAUGGGGGAUAACCUGAGACUCAUGGAGACCCGGUUACAAACCAGUGAGAAUGAAGUGGAGGAGCUGAAGAGACUAACUGGAGGCCGGCCUAAGGUGGCCUUCUCCGCAACUCUCCGGGAGACAGGCGAUGCCGCUGGGAACACGGGACCUUUCACCACUCCCAUUCCCCUGCAGUACAAGAAGGUCUUCUCCAACACGGGCAGCUCCUACAACCCUGCCACAGGUAUCUUCACUGCCACGGUCAAAGGAAUGUACUACUUACAUUUCUCGAUGAUGAACAACUUGAAUGCCCCCCCUAAUUCUGUGGUGUGUUUGACAAAGAAUGGCCAGAGGCUGGUGUCUGUCUGGGACACUGUAGGAACCGAUGCCCAUGACAGUGGCAGCAACGCAGUGGUCAUUCCUCUGGAGGUGGGAGAUAACGUCUAUGUUGAGUUACAGGCUAACAGGCUGGUUUAUGAUGACGGCAUGAACUACAACACCUUCAGCGGCUUCCUGCUCUUCCACAUGUAAACAUGGAACACAUUUCAACAGCUAAAUGGUCUGAACAAACCUAUUCCUUUACUAUGAGCUUGGCUGAACACAGUGCCUUCCCCUGGUCGUUGGUGGCCCUACAGGUGUAAACAUCCGAGUCCUCUGGCCCAACUUGGGCCAGGACCAGGGUGCAGAGCCCAUCCUCUUCAUACUCUAUCUGCACCCGGGAUGACUCCUCCAGAGGCUCCUCCCCCCUCAACCACACCACCUCUGGGUCAGGAUACCCUGAAAGGAAAGGUCAGAGGGGUGAGAGGAAACAUCCAAUGACAGGAGCUCAGGAAAAUGGAAUGUAACAGUUACACACUUGAAAAGCUUAACAUGUAUUACAUAGCAGGAUGCAGCUGUGUGGCCUUGAGCAAGGGACUUAGUUAGGCAUGAUUGCUCUUAAUCAAUGCCCAACUUUAAAACAAAGCAUUUAAAAUCUUUACAAGCACCAGCUGAAACUCAGUGAAAAGGUGUAAUUCGGUCAACCAAACAUGUCUAAUAAAGCGAUUGAGAUGGAA